Messenger RNA from Xenia sp. Carnegie-2017, 919 nucleotides. Its product is annotated as cytochrome c oxidase subunit 2-like. Gene Ontology annotation, biological process: ATP synthesis coupled electron transport. Gene Ontology annotation, cellular component: membrane. The transcript has 2 exons. Gene Ontology annotation, molecular function: copper ion binding; cytochrome-c oxidase activity. Lineage: Eukaryota; Metazoa; Cnidaria; Anthozoa; Malacalcyonacea; Xeniidae. Bases 34 to 795 code for a protein of 253 amino acids. The record is from RefSeq and is a predicted model, not a curated record.
GGGUAUUAACGCAGAGUACAUAGCUAGAGAAGAAUGAAAACUCCAAUGAAUGCAUUAUUAGGGGCUUCGCUCCUACGUGACGCGGCUGAGCCAUUUCAACUAAGCUUCCAAGAUGCUGCUAGUCCUGUUAUGGAAGAGAUUUUAUUUCUUCAUAAUCAAAUUAUGUUUAUUUUAACUAUUAUUAUAACAACUGUAUUAUGGUUAAUUAUAAGAGGAUUAACAGGUCAAGCUUAUCAUCGUUAUCUUAUAGAAGGAGUUACAAUAGAAAUUGUCUGGACUAUUAUUCCAGCAAUCAUUUUAGUAUUUAUAGCAUUUCCUUCUUUGAAACUACUUUAUUUGAUGGACGAGAUAGUAGAACCCGGUGUAACAGUUAAAGCUAUAGGUCAUCAAUGGUAUUGGUCUUAUGAAUACUCAGAUUAUCAAACUGUCUCAGGUGAAGAUAGUACCUUAGAAUUUGAUUCUUAUAUGAUACCUACAAGUGAUCUUCAACCCGGCGAUCUUCGACUAUUAGAGGUUGACAAUAAAAUGGUUGUUCCUGUUGAUACUUAUGUUAGAGUUUUAGUUACAGGCGCAGAUGUACUCCACUCAUUUGCUGUACCUUCAUUAGCUAUUAAAAUGGAUGCUGUACCUGGACGUCUUAAUCAAACCGGAUUUUUAGCUAAAAGACCGGGAUUAUUUUAUGGUCAAUGUUCAGAGUUAUGUGGUGCUAAUCACUCUUUUAUGCCUAUUGUUAUAGAAGCUGUUAGCAUGAAUAAAUAUAUCAGUUGGCUAUCUUCAUUAUGUGAUGAUCUUUAGAAGAUUUUCCAAUCAUCAAAUAUGCCUCACUUAGAUAUAACUGCUUAUUUAACUCAAUAUAGCUGGACAUUAAUAAUUUUAUUAGCACUUUAUAGUAUUAUGAGUUUAUUUAUUUUACCUAAAA